Nylanderia fulva is the source of this 1026-nucleotide messenger RNA. The record is from RefSeq and is a predicted model, not a curated record. NCBI's taxonomy places the organism in Eukaryota, Metazoa, Arthropoda, Insecta, Hymenoptera, Formicidae.
AUGUGCAGCAAAGAUGCAGAGAUCAUCGCACGCUACAAGAAGAAAAAAAUAACGUUCUCCACCCUGGUGAACGUCUACGGCAGUCAGGAUCUAUUCGUGAACGAGUACCGCACCUUGCUGGCCGACAGAUUGUUAUCGCAACUGAACUAUCACACUGAACGGGAGAUACGUCACUUGGAAUUGCUAAAGAGACGCUUCGGGGAGAAUCAGUUGCACUACUGCGAGGUCAUGCUGAAGGACGUUUACGACUCGAAGAGGAUAGACGGCAACAUCCACUCCGACACCAGUUAUAAUUUGCAGAGGGAGCUCUUCCCUACUUCCGCUCUUAUCCUGUCGGCGCAAUUUUGGCCGCCGUUCAAGGAGGACUGGCAAUUGAAGCUACCGAGCGUCGUGCAGAAUCAGUUGAACAAGUAUGUGAAGGCGUUCGAGGCCUUGAAGGGAAACAGGACGCUCUGCUGGAAACCUCACUUGGGAAAUGUGAGCCUGGAAAUCGAAUUGAAGGAUAGAAAGCUGGACAUACGUGUUACGCCGAUACACGCGACAAUUAUCCUGCACUUUCAGGAUAAAAAUGAAUGGGCUUUGCAAGACUUGGCGGAAGUGAUGCACGCUCCGGCGACCGUUUUACGACGUAAGAUGACGUUUUGGGUGUCGCAGGGUCUUCUGAGGGAAACUACCAAUGAUGUUUAUAUCUUGCAAGAGGAGAGUACGUCCAAGAAUCGUUUGUCAACGGACCUCGUCGAGGAGGAGGAGACCGAAAGCGUCAUGGCCUCGGCCAGCGACCAGAGGGAGGAGGAACUGCAAGUUUUUUGGUCGUACAUCGUCGGAAUGUUGACGAAUCUAGAUUCGAUGCCGAUCGAAAGGAUUCAUCAGAUGCUGAAGAUGUUUGCGUCUCAAGGACCGGGCGCCGUCGAAUGCGGUUUACCGGAACUGAGGCAAUUUCUGGACAGGAAAGUCAGGGAACAUCAAUUAUUGCUAUCCGGUAGUUUCUAUCGAUUGCCGAAGUCAUAAGUUUUUUUAUUGUUUUAC